AUGAAGUUACUAGCUCUGUUCGCUGGUUUACUAGCUGUGGCUUAUGCCAACGAGCUGACCACUGCCUUCAACUACCACGAGAACAUUGGUAUCCAUGAGGCCAGAAGGAUCCAGCUAGCAGAGUCUGCACUUGACUUCGAUGGCUCCAGAAUCGUUGGCGGAAGCCAAGCUAACCUUGCAAAUCACCCACACUUGGGAGGUCUUGUUAUUACCCUGACCACUGGUGGUACUUCAGUGUGCGGAUCAUCUCUUCUCUCAAACACUAGGGCUGUGACCGCUGCUCACUGCUGGAAUGAUGGCCGCCACCAGGCUCGUCAGUUCGUUGUUGUGUUGGGCUCUCUUACUCUGUUCUCUGGCGGUACCCGCAUUACCACUACCAAUGUUCAAAUGCAUCAAAACUGGAACCCUAGAACUAUCACCAACGACGUAGCUGUUAUCGUAAUAAACUGGGUCGGAUUCAGCACAAAUAUUCAAGCCAUCAAUCUGGCGUCUGGAUCAAAUGAUUACGUCGGUACUUGGGCCACCGCUGCGGGCUACGGCCUUACGUCUGAUUCUCAAACUGGCGUCCCAAGCAACACGAGUCGGCGACAAGUCAAUCUGAGAGUGAUCACCAACGCUGAAUGCAGAAACGCCUACGGUUCAGCUUCUGUCAUUGCGUCAACCAUCUGUACAAGCGGUGCUGGUGGCGUUGGAACUUGUGGUGGUGAUUCUGGAGGUCCUCUUCACAUUGGAUCCGGAAGUGGAAGAACUCUGAUUGGUAUCACAUCCUUUGGUUCAGUGAGGUGCCAAGCUGGUCACCCCUCUGCUUUUGCAAGAGUCACCUCCUUCAACAGCUGGAUCAGGGCCCGUCUUUAA
Molecule: messenger RNA, 855 nt
Organism: Zerene cesonia (dogface butterfly)
Lineage: Eukaryota; Metazoa; Arthropoda; Insecta; Lepidoptera; Pieridae
Product: trypsin beta-like
Exons: 5
Coding region: 1-855 (284 amino acids)
Biological process (GO): proteolysis
Molecular function (GO): serine-type endopeptidase activity
Source: RefSeq, a predicted model, not a curated record